AUCCUCUUAUCUCACUCACCGGUGGACCCGAUCUGAAAGGUAAUAGCUAUAGCUUCAGCUUGAUUCCCUUUUCCGUGUUCUUAGUUUCUCGCCCGGUCUAGUUCUGUUAUUUUUAUCACUCGUUUUUAGUAGUACUAAUGCACAUAUCGAAGGCUUGCAAGAGCAUCCUGUCGUUGAACUGUGAGCUCAAAGCUUGUGCAAUAUCAAUCAAACUAUCUGUCAAUCUCAAAUCCCCACGACUAGAUUCCGUCUUUCUGCUCGAGGGUUGUUUGUUACUCAUGGAUUGAGGAACAGAUUUGUUUAACUUGAUUGCUUAAUAGAUGUGUAGAUGUUAGUAUGCGAGUCCUGGUUUCGGUCUUGGAUAAAAGCCAAUUUGCAGAGCAAGGGCGUCGAUAAUGGCGUCACUUGCAUUGAAGGUUGGCCAUAAAAACAAGCGAUUCUCCGUGCCUAUCAAAAAAUUUCCCAUUUUGACUACGGCCUCGAACAAAUUGCGACAUUACCUUAAAUGGCUUAAUAAAUAGUUAAGGGUGUUAGAUUAGAUCGCCAAUUUGCAGAGCAAGAGCGUCGACAAUGGCGCAACUUGCAUUGAAGGUUCGCAAGAAUGAGUUUAGCGAUUCUCCGUGCCUGUCAAAUCUCUCUAUUUUGAAUACGGCCUCGAACAAAUCGCAACAUCCUCCUUGGUAGUCUAAAGUUCUGCGUUUUUUCCUCACUUUACCUGUUGUCUGCUUUUUUGUUGUAUGAAUUGUGUGUAAUUGAUUCGAUUCCUUUGAUUUUCAGGACUUGAGUAAAUUGGGUUCAACAAGAUGUCGAAGAACCCGAAGGUCUUCUUUGACAUAGUGAUAGGUAAGAUGAAAGCAGGCAGGGUAGUGAUGGAGCUAUUUGCUGAUACAGUCCCCAAAACAGCAGAGAAUUUCCGAGCACUUUGUACUGGGGAGAAUGGCAUUGGGAAAGCUGGGAAGCCACUCCAUUACAAGGGCUCUUCUUUCCACCGUAUAAUCCCCAAAUUCAUGUGUCAGGGUGGAGACUUCACCAGAGGAAAUGGGACUGGUGGGGAGUCCAUCUAUGGGGAGAAGUUUUCAGAUGAGAAUUUCAAGCUGAAGCACACUGGACCUGGCAUCCUGUCCAUGGCGAAUGCAGGGUCGAACACCAACGGCUCCCAGUUCUUCAUUUGCACCGAUAAAACCUCGUGGCUCGAUGGUAAGCACGUGGUGUUUGGCCAAGUCGUGGAUGGCUAUAGUGUUGUGCAGGAGAUGGAGAAGGUUGGGUCCUAUAGUGGCACCACUUCCAAAAUUGUUGUUAUUGAGGAUUGUGGUGAGGUUGCUGGGUGUGAGUGAGGCUAUUCAGAGUGUUGUUGAGCAGCACAAGGGCUCAGAUGUUGACAGUUGUGCUUAUUUUGGUUGCAUCAUUGUUUUUCUUUAUGUGAUCUCUGGAUCAAAACAUGAAUGGUGUAAGCAUCUUACUGUAAAUUCUUUACUUGUGAUACUCUUUUGAAACUUCAUUUAUACGUUCCCGUAACUCUUGUGCACGUUGACUAUUAUGAGUAGCUAUAUGGUUUGAUCCCUAUUUUACUGCUUUUCGCCUCGAGGUUGACCUUAGCAACCUUUGCUUGCUUACUCCCCGAGUCAAAACUUAAUGUAAAACGCAAGCAAACUAGAUCUGGGUUCUUCCCACUCAUGUACAAGUAUGAUGUAUGCUGCUUUUCUCAUAAUACUUGAGCCUACGUGUACGAUACAGAUUGAGUAAUUUAAAAGCAACAGUAGUGCUACCUUCUUCCCCUAAUCCUCCUGAUUUCAUUCCAAAGCGGCGAACUGUAUCUGUAUCUCAAUAAGCUAGCUGUGUCAAU
Molecule: messenger RNA, 1843 nt
Organism: Linum trigynum
Lineage: Eukaryota; Viridiplantae; Streptophyta; Magnoliopsida; Malpighiales; Linaceae
Source: the annotation of a GenBank genome assembly